GCCCGGCCGGUAGGCACCGCGUCUCGUCGACGCCCUCGCACACGUCUGACGGUGGGCGUGAAGUGAAAAUGCUCUUCCGAAGACCUCUGAACCUACCUGCCUGGGUCGCGUAGGCCGGUAGAGGUAAGCCGGUAGAGGGAGGGGAGGUAGGGAGGUCAGUUAGGGUUAGGUACCUGCAGAGCGGUACCUAGAGGUAGGUAAGGUAACCUACCUAAGGUAGAUGAUGUGGGUUGCUAAGCCUUCAGUUGUCCACCCCGUCGCGUGGUGGCGUAACGGGAUAUUCCUCCUCUCCCUCCACCUCGCACUACCACCCCGGAGACUUGCAGAACCCUCCCAAUCCACCUCUUCCCGCACAGACAAGGUGGACGGAACACGCGGACACAGACGUACGGACGGACGGAUGCGGCGACACGAACGUGUGGACAACCCUACCUGUCGUCGUGCCGCCUUGUAUUCAUUUCUCCUGGCAUUUCUCCUAAGUCAGGUUGGAGUGCCUCCGCUGUCUUGCGUGCCCUUGUUUUUUGUUCCUCUUUUUUUCCCCAGCCUCCCUCUCUGGACCCUCGAGUCCUCGACCAGGUCCCGGCUCCUCUCUCCUAUCGCCCGUUUGCUUCUGCGCGACCUCCUCGCCCCCCCGCCGUCGUUGCCACCAGAGAGUCCGUCCGGACCCUUCUCUCUCUCCCAAUGCUCUGCUCCUGUAUGCUUCCAUCGACUCACGAUGGCCACCAUCGAGCCGCGACUGAUUCAUCUGCUGAACGAGUCGGCUGCUACGCCACGGCCGCACCGUGCUGAACUCCCGCCCAUCAAAGUCCUUCCGCUCCCCCAGACGCCCGGCCGUUUCCUCCCCAUCGACCCCGGUACCAGCCAGAGAUCCGAUGUCCCGGAUGUGGCGCCGACCUCGGGCCAAUUGGUCUCGCAGCCUGUGCCCUCCCUGUAUUCCGCCGUAGACGAGGUCUCUACUCCGAAUUCGGCCUUGAGAAACGACGCUGGGUACCCGUCAGAUCGAACGUUGCUAAGCCACAUCUCGUCUCAGGACCUGCGCAUGAUCCUAGAUGACACCCCCGAUAACGCCGAGGAUUCCGGAACGAAGAAGAGGCGACCCGUGAAGGAGGAUUUCGUGCAGCUGCCCCAGCCACUGAAGAAGCAGAAGGCUGCUACGCAGCAGCACAUGUUCCCUCCCAUCAUCGUAGGGCUACUCGAACCUCCGUUCGAGGCCGCCUUGUUCCCGCCGAUCUCCUCAGCGUCCUUUGACGACCGCCCGCAUUCCGAGCCUCCGCAAUCCCUAAGCAUCGCAAAGCCGACCGAGAUAUCCGAAGCCGUAGACGACAAGCCCAAUCCAAGCCCUCCGCUCGAUUCCGAGCGGACCCCCACGGGUAAGAUCAAACGACGAGCAGCGAAGCCUCGGCGGAAGUGGUCCGAGGACGAGACGAACCAUCUCCUGCUUGGCGUAAGCAGACACGGCGUCGGAAGAUGGACCGAUAUUUUGGAAGACCCCGAGUAUACGUUUAACGAUCGGACGGCCGGGGACCUGAAGGACAGAUUUCGUACCUGCUGUCCCGAGGAGCUCCGUGCCAGCUCGACUGCCAAGAAUGACAUAUUCGGGGCCAAGAGGCCGACGGUGAGGACCAGGGGGAAACCGAAGAAAGGUCUCAUGUCGGAAAAUAUACUCAACGAGACCGAGGAGGAGGCCGAGGCUGAGCAGACCCAGUCGGGCCAGAACGAAUCCGAUCCUACCCCUGCGCCGAGACAGCGCAAGAGUCGAGCCCACCGCAAAAAAUUGGAAGACCUGGCCGAGCUGGGGAUCAAGGGACCAUUCAAGAAGUCGCAUCGGAGGGAGCGACGCCCGUUCUCCGAGCAGGAUGACAGGGAGAUACUGGAGGGGUUCGAGCUGUAUGGCCCGCAAUGGACUAAGAUCCAGAGGGAUCCUAGGUUCAACCUAUCCAGCAGGCAACCGACGGACCUGCGCGACCGGCUACGGAAUAAGUAUCCCGAGAAGUUCUCGGGUACCGAGAAGACGACGAUGCAGGUCCGGGAGCCGGGCCGGGGCAACAGCCUCUUGGAGCCCUCGGUCAACAUGGCUAUCGAAAACUCGCUGCACGUUUCGAAGUCAGCUCUGCUGGAGCCCCAGCUAAACCGGACCAACUCGAAGGAAGACAUCCCAAGGUGGCCGUUGUCUUCCAAUCAUAGCGCGGAGCUCGGCGAGGCUUCUCAGCCGCCGCACGCCAACUUUUACUGGAGCGAGGGGCCCGGCACGGGAUUCGCGGCGACUGGCAUGGGAGAGAUGGACAUAUCGCGGCUCCUUCUGGACGAUACGCAGGUGGCGACCGACGCGCCGUCGGAUAAGCGCGGUCUGGGAUGAAGAUUCGCUCCAC
Durotheca rogersii is the source of this 2369-nucleotide messenger RNA. RefSeq lists its product as uncharacterized. NCBI's taxonomy places the organism in Eukaryota, Fungi, Ascomycota, Sordariomycetes, Xylariales, Xylariaceae. The record is from RefSeq and is a predicted model, not a curated record. The coding region runs from base 221 to 2356 and encodes 711 amino acids. The transcript is spliced from 2 exons.